Molecule: messenger RNA, 1527 nt
Organism: Puntigrus tetrazona (Sumatra barb)
Lineage: Eukaryota; Metazoa; Chordata; Actinopteri; Cypriniformes; Cyprinidae
Gene: coq2
Product: coenzyme Q2 4-hydroxybenzoate polyprenyltransferase
Exons: 8
Coding region: 263-1426 (387 amino acids)
Biological process (GO): ubiquinone biosynthetic process
Cellular component (GO): mitochondrial inner membrane
Source: RefSeq, a predicted model, not a curated record
ACCUCAGAAUAAAUUCAAUGGCGGAACCGUACAAUAAACGAAGGUUUCAGGGGGAAGGCAGCGUCGACGCACACAACGUAGAGGACUUCAAAAUUGCUGUUACACAGAGCGCUUCUGUGUAUUGUGUUUGUGUUGUCAGGUUCAUUGUUCCUGAAGAGCCCCCUCAUCUGCACAUGAGUGCCAGUAUACAAUGGAGCGCCUCUCGAUUUUGCGGUUGUGACAUCUCUUGCUAAACGUUGGUCAUGACGGCUCACCAGACAAGAUGAUGUCCACCAGACUACUGGCAGUGCUUCAAGCACAUGCAGUGAGGAGGAGUCUUCCUCAGAUCUGCUCUGCCCGUCUUUCAAGUCUCAGAAGGCAGCACGAAAACAUCACCACAGCCUUCUGUCAGCCUGGAUCCUGCUUUCACAAAAGAGGCGAUCGCAAACAGAGAAUAUGGCCUCCUUUGCUGGCAGGUCACAGCAGUGGCAGGAGGUUCUUCAGCUUCACCCCUGCUGGGAUUGUGAACGCGGCCCCGGCGUCCGUCCAGCCGUAUCUCAGGUUAAUGAGACUGGACAAACCCAUAGGAACGUGGCUGCUGUACCUGCCCUGUACGUGGAGCAUCGGGCUGGCGGCAGACCCGGGAUGUCUUCCCGAUCUUGGCAUGCUUGCGCUCUUCGGGGUGGGAGCUUUGCUUAUGAGAGGAGCAGGGUGCACUAUCAAUGACAUGUGGGAUAAAGACUUUGACAAGAAGGUGUCAAGGACAGCCACUCGGCCCAUUGCAUCGGGGGAGAUCACUCCGUUUCAGGCUCUGGUUUUCCUCGGAGGCCAGCUGAGUUUAGCACUGGGGGUUCUGCUCUGUCUCAAUUACUACAGCAUAGCUCUUGGAGCCGCCUCUUUGUCACUGGUGGUCACAUACCCUCUCAUGAAGAGAAUCACAUACUGGCCACAGUUCGUCUUAGGUCUCACUUUUAAUUGGGGUGCUCUUCUGGGUUGGUCUGCUGUGAAGGGAUCAUGUGACUGGUCUGUGUGUUUACCUCUCUAUCUGUCUGGUGUCAUGUGGACAUUGAUUUAUGACACAAUCUAUGCCCAUCAGGACAAAGAUGACGAUUUAAAAGUGGGAGUGAAGUCUACAGCUCUGAGGUUUCAGGAGAAUACCAAACUGUGGCUCAGUGGCUUCACUGGGGCCAUGCUGUCAGGGCUGGUUCUAGCAGGAGCUAAUGCUGACCAGACUUUGCCCUACUAUUGUGCGGUGUCUGCAGUGGCCAUUCAUCUAGCAAACCAGAUCUACGCUGUGGACAUCAACAGACCUGAGGACUGCUGGAAAAAAUUUGCUUCAAACAGAAACCUCGGGCUGCUUUUAUUUUUAGGAAUAGUGACUGGAAACUUAUGGAAAAAGAGAAACGAUCAUCAGUAUGAAACGCAGCUUAACUCCAUUUUAAAUUAGAGCACAUGCUGGUUGUGCGAUGUGGAAUAAUAACAUUGAUUUAGGACAAUUAUGUAAACCAGUGUUCGUUUAAAAUAUUUAUUAAAUUGCUACAAACAGGC